AGAAGCCACCUUUAAUUGAGUGAUACUUCAGUUCAUACUUCUUUAGUUUGGAAAACAUUUUUUUUUCUCCUUUUGAAGUAUUUUCCUGCCAAGUGUAACUUUACGUAACAGAUGUUUGGGGAUUGAAUGGAUUUUUUCUUAUGAUGAAAGUUAAUGCAAUAUGCAUUCCCAAUGGAAGUACUCUACUAUGAUGAUGCCACUCACUGUAUUUUCCUCAUUACAAGACACAAGAUGCUAGCAUUGAAAGAGUCCAUGUAUCAACAUUCACUCUUUUUGUUGAAAGCUGAAUCUUAGAAAUCAAUUACUUUUGGUUUGGAAAAAUGAUUGCAAUCAGUUACAGGUUGUUGAUGAAACUGAGUAUCUCUGGCCUGGUCUACACUAUCACUUUAAUUCGGAUUUAGCAGCGUUAAAUUGAAUUAACCCUGCACCCGUCCACACAACGAAGCCAUUUAUUUCGAAAUAAAGGGCUCUUAAAAUCGAUUUCUGUACUCUACCCCGACGAGCGGAGUAGCGCCAAAAUCGAUAUUGUCAUUUCGAAUUAGGGUUAGUGUGGUCGCAAUUUGAUGGUAUUGGCCUCCGGGAGCUAUCCCACAGUGCACCAUUGUGACCCCUCUGGACAGCAAUCUGAACUCGGAUGCACUGGCCAGGUAGACAGGAAAUGCCCCGCGAACAUUUGAAUUUUAUUUCCUGGUUGCCCAGCGUGGAGAGCGCAGGUGACCACAGAGAACUCAUCAGCACAGGUAACCAUGCAGGCCGAUAAUCGAAAAAGAGCACCAGCAUGGACCGUACGGGAGGUACUGGAUCUGAUCGCUAUAUGGAGAGAGGAUUCAGUGCUAGCAGAACUUCGUUCGAAAAGACAAAAUGCCAAAACUUUUGAAAAAAUCUCCAAGGGCAUGAUGGAGAGAGGCCACAAUAGGGAUUCAGAUCAGUGCCGCAUGAAAGUCAAGGAGCUCAGACAAGCCUAUCAAAAAACAAAGGAGGCAAACGGUCGCUCCGGGUCAGAGCCACGGACGUACCGCUUCUACGCCGAGCUGCAUGCAGUUCUAGGGGGAGCCACCACCACUACCCCACCUCUGACCGUGGAUUCCGAGGCGGGGAUAAUCUCAUCAACUACACCUGAGGAUUCUGCGGACGGGGAAGAGGAGGAGGAUGACGAGCUUGCGGAGAGCACCCAGCACUCCGUUCUCCUCAACAGCCAGGAUCUUUUUCUCAGCCUGACUGAAGUACCCUCCCAAGCCAGUAUCCAAGACCAUGACCCCAUGGAAGGGACCUCAGCAGCUGCAAAUUUUUCAAGCCUUCCUCCUCCGUCCCGAAGGCUAUCUCAGAUAAGGCGUCGGAAAAAGAAGACACGAGACGAGAUGUUCGCAGAAAUCAUGGAAUCCACCCGCAGUGAAAGAGCUCAUCUGAAUGAGUGGAAGGACACGGUUUCAAAGUAUAGGAAAGAAGCCAGCGAAUGUGAGGAGAGGAGAGAUGCUUGAGAUGAGAGGUGGCGGCAGGAAGAUCAGAGGAGGCAGGAUGCAACGCUGGGGCUGCUGCGUGAGCAAACAGACGUGCUCUGGCGUCUGGUGGAGCUUCAGGAACGGCAGCAGGAUAAGAGUGCCGCUACAGCCCCUGUAUAGCCCCCCUUUCCCCUCACCAUGUUCCAUAGCCUCCUCACCCAGACGUGUAAGAACGCGGGGUGGGGGAGGCUCCGUACACCCUUCCAUUCCACCCCAGUGGAUAGCCCGAGCAAAAGGCUGUCAUUUUUUUAACCUUUUUUUAGUGGCCUUUUCCUUCCCGACGAUCCUCCUCCCAAACCCCA
Molecule: messenger RNA, 1801 nt
Organism: Malaclemys terrapin pileata
Lineage: Eukaryota; Metazoa; Chordata; Testudines; Emydidae
Product: myb/SANT-like DNA-binding domain-containing protein 2
Exons: 2
Coding region: 747-1478 (243 amino acids)
Source: RefSeq, a predicted model, not a curated record